Molecule: messenger RNA, 1318 nt
Organism: Vicugna pacos (alpaca)
Lineage: Eukaryota; Metazoa; Chordata; Mammalia; Artiodactyla; Camelidae
Source: RefSeq, a predicted model, not a curated record
GCAGCCUCUCCAACGUGACAUCUAACCCCCGCCCAGCCUCCCUCAAGGGCGGCCCCCGGCCCUCCUACGUCUGCUCCAGCAGCAUGGGCCGCCGGCCGCAGCUGUGCCUGGGUUAUGCCUGCCAGCCCCUGACAUGGGUGCCCUUCGUCUGCACGCCCGCCACCUACCGGACAGCCAGCUGCGUCUCCAAGGCCUACCUGUCCAGUCCUGCCGGCCCAGCAGCUGUGGGCCGACCAGUGGCAUCUCCAGCUCCAUAGGUACCUGCAGCUGGUCCUGCAAAGGCUCCUUCAAUGGCAACAAGAAGGGGACCAUGCAGUCCCUGAACAACUGCCUGACCAGCUACCUGGAGAAGGUGCGGCAGCUGAAGCGGGACAACACGGAGCUGGAGUGAGAGAUUUAAGGGGCCUGCCAGUCUCAAGGGCACACCUUGUGUCCUGACUACCAGUCUUAUUUCAAGACUAUAGAGGAACUUCAGCAGAAGGUGAGGGCAAGUGGUGAACAGAUUCCCUGGGAGGGCGAUUGGAAUAGCUGGCCUUCCAGAUUUGAAUCUCAUUAAUUGAUGAAGCGAUGGUCAGGGAAAGAGACUUCCCUAGGGUGUAGAAUUAUCUCAUGAUUUGAGUGCUCAGCCAGAGCCCUUAAUCUGGAAAAAGGUCUGAGAUCUAGUCUCAAUUCUGUCAUUGAUCCAUUACAUGACUCUAGGAGGUCCCUUCCCUGGGCCUCAGUUUCCUCAUGUGUAAAAUGGGGAUGAUGAUGGUCCUUAUGUUGAGAAGAUUCCAUGGGUUGAUGCCGGUAAUGCGCUUAGCACAGCCCCUGGUACCUGGUGAGUUUUCAGUAAAUGUAAGUGCUUAAGGACCCUUCUAACUGUCAUGUGAAUGAAUCCACACUUAACAGAGUAUUUCCUUCCAUGUUGCUCAUUGCAUCCAAAGUGGGACAUGCAACUUUAUGAAGACCCAGGUACUUAAAAAAAAAACAAACAAACUCAUGCUCUUGAAGGACCAGCAAUUCGCUGAAUAUCCCUCAGAGUUCCAGGACCUUCUGCAGGGAUGGCUGCGGGACCGCUGAGCCCUAUCAGUCCUCAUUUGGGUUCUUUUUCUUUCUUCUUGUCCUGGACUGACCCUCUGUGUGUGCUGUGGCCCCUAGGUUCUGUGUACCAAGGCAGAGAAUGCCAGGAUGGUUGAGCACAUUGACAACACCAAGCUGGCAGCUGACAGCUUCAGGACCAAGUGAGUUUGGCCAGCAGCUGGGGGAGACUCGCUCCCGCACAUGCUUGGGGGCCGCGAUCCACUGGUUCCGACAGUCGGAAAAGCUCCAGCAGUGC